Messenger RNA from Symbiodinium sp. CCMP2456, 1719 nucleotides. The record is from the annotation of a GenBank genome assembly. NCBI's taxonomy places the organism in Eukaryota, Dinophyceae, Suessiales, Symbiodiniaceae.
CACGGGAUGGCCAUGGCCCCGAUCUGCAUUGAAGGUUCGGAGGACCGCGGCCAACGCACGCUGGCAACCCGCGACAUUGGCGAGGGUGAGGUAAUCUUUCAAGAGCCGCCUUUGGCACUGCUCGUUCCGUCGCGGGAGCUGCCCUGGGCCAAGACGCUCCGCUCCGCGCUGAGGAAACUCAGUGAGGAUUGCGCAUGGCAGUUCUGCCUGGCAGUCCAGUGCCUCACCGAGGAGGAGUUCCCGCAGUCGCGUCGACCGGAGGGUCUCCGUCCACUUUCCGCGCAUGCAUGCCAGAAGCUUCAGGAGCUUUGCGGUGGCGAGGAUGUAGCCGCCGGAUCGCCGUCGGAGCUGGCGAUGCUGACGGCAGAACACCUUGGUGAGCCCGCUUUGGCCCAUCGCAUAGACGAAGUUGCAGCCCGCGUGGCACGCAACGGCUUCCAGGUGGUUGAUCUGGAGUCGCGGCCGCCUGCUGCAGGGGACGCGCUCUUUCACCAGGUGUCCUUCUGCAAUCAUUGCUGUGCUGGGCUCUCGAAUGCGACUUGGACCUGGAGUGCCUCCAAAGGCCUGGUGCUGCGCGCGACACGCCCGGUGAGCUCCGGCGAGGAGCUGACCAUAAGCUACAUCGGAAAGCCCUGGUGUGAUCUUGCGCGCCCUGCACGGCGAAGAUAUCUGAAGCAGAAUUUCAACUUCGUCUGCCUCUGCAAGGCUUGCGCAAAUCCGGAUGCAGCCAAAGGUGUUGCGCCGGCUUUGCAAGCUCCAAAAGCGAACAAGCUCCAGGGCCUCUUGCUCAAGUGGCUCACGGAGGCACCCGCCGAGGCUGAUGUGGCCGACGGAUCGCCGGCCCAGGCAGAUGCCAAGGUCCAUCAGCUUCUGGAGCCAGUUCCCAAGGCCGCGAAGGCACAGCUGAGCAAGGAGGAGCGCUUGGAGCGACUGCUCCAGAGGGCCCGGGCCGAGGGCUUGAGCGACUCGGAGACCGCCGCCCUCUCGGCACUGCGCACCGAGGAGGGCCACGUGGGCAAAGCGCUGAUCCGCUUGCGGAGGUGCAAAGAUCCCUCGCCGCUGCAAGAUGCCGAGAUCCAGUGCUUUGGCUACUGGUGCUCUGCCUCGCCUGGGCUCGGGGCCCCAGAGAGACCCGUGGAGGCCAAGCAGACGUACUACGAGGUGCUGGACGUCCCGAAGGAUGCUGACCUUCGGACCAUUAAGAAGGCCUAUCGAGAGAAGGCCUUGGUCUGGCAUCCAGACAAGAAUCCGGACAAUCGGGAGGCAGGCGUGCUGGGACAGACUUUGCUCAAGGAAGCGAUCGUAGUAGCAGUGACGAGGUGCUGUGCGAAGAGACUCCAGCACACAGUUAACUUGAAGACACACUCCCUGGGGCAGCGUGCCAUGGCUCCGAGCGGCGGCGAGCCGCACGACACGGGCCCCGGUCGUAAUGAAGAUCUCAUUGACACAGAUGACAACGGUAACAUCGUAGCCGUGGUGACUGUGGCGGUGAUGAUUGUACUGAUACCCGGGCCGGAGGCGGAAGAUGUGCCACCUCAGUGGUCGCUGAAGGUCGGGGAGGGCAUUGAUGCCGUUGAUUUGGCAGAAGACGGUCGCUUGGCGCUGCCCGCGAGCCCGCAGGCCUUCUGGGACUCGAGCCAAAUCGGCGAGCGACGCAUCGGUGGACAGCCUCUCGCCGCGAAGUCCGGCGGCGACCUCAGAGCUGCGAGCGAUGAUUGA